AUUAUAGAAAAAGUUAAAUCAAAUUAUUUAAUUCAGACUACACUUUAAAUAAUGGAGCGUCUGUUUUAAUGGACCAUGGCCGGUUCUGUAGUUACAUUUACUCAAUGACAAGACAAUCUAGAUAGGUAAAUUUUGACAAACUAUGAUGUUGGCUUGACAAAGCCUUUUAUGAAAGUUAGUUUUAAAAAGGUUAUGAUGGAUGGAUGGAUGGAUGGAUAGCAUUUUAAGGCAGGUUGAUAGCUUUUUGUUAGCUUAUUGACAGUUGGACUUUGAAUUCGUAAAAAAUUCUGAGACAGACUCUGAACAUUCUGUCAAUGUAGACCAAAGUCUUUCUAGCAAAUCAGUCCACUGUCGGCCAUCUUUGGAACACUCCCGGGAAGCUAUUUCCAGUCAUUAAAGUGCAGCUUCUAUCGACCUGAAUGGGGAUAGACCGAAAUCUUCAAAACUGUUGGUCAGGAUUACGAUGAAAGAGCAUAUUUCAAAUCAGCAGUAAAUCUGACAACACUGAUAUCAUAAAUUGUGCUACUUCAGAUUUUGCUAAAUAACACAAUUUCAUAGCUUGUAUAGCUACUGUGCAUGCACAUUCUCGAGUUGAUUGACAGUCGUUGUCUGUGUCUAAAAGGUGAUUGGCUCUUUUACCUGCAAAGCGGGACUUCCUUUCUAUAUCCAUUGACCGUUGGGCUUUCCAAUUUCUCCAAUUCAUUUUAAAAGAAGUGAAAGAAAGAAACCGCAAGUCUGAUUGUUUAGAAAAGAUAUAGCAACCAGAUCCACAGCAGUCUAAAGGUCUAUGCUAAGUUUGGUUAAUUUCACUUGAAAGCUUUAGUUUAGAUUUGAGUUACAGUCGGAAAUUUUGGUCUUUUGGGGGGAAUUUGUCAAGCCAACAUAAUGAUAGCUACAGUAAGCCAAAGAUUAUUUAGCCAAAUACUGAGCACUUGUAUUUAAAUGAAGGGGAGUAAUUGAAACACCCAAUAUGGUGCAUGUAGAAAUGGAAGUCCUGCCUUACAGGUAAAAGAGCCAAUCUUCUUUUACUGUAGAUACAGACAUUGCCUGUCAGUCAACUCGCGAAAGCGCAUGCGCAUUAGCUGGACCAGCCUGGAAAAUAGCAUUUUUUUAUAGCACAAUUUUUUAUACCUUUUGUGGAGGGGGGGUGAUCGAGCACCGAUCUGUGGAGAGUGAGGUCCGGGAAGGCUGAGUAGUUAAGGAUUUACACCUGUGCUAAAACCUAUUUGCGUUCCCAGUGAGCCAUAACAUGGAGAUAAAAGGGGAGAAAAUGGCAGCAGAGAGGGAGAGAGCUGAGCUUCCAGCAUGUGUGUGAACCAGAAACCAGUUCUGCUGAAAAGCAAGCAUUGGGUGUGUGAUAAAUACUGAAAAGUAUAAAAAUAAAAUACUUUGUUUGGAACGAGACACGUCAUCUCCCGCUUCCUCUGUCCAAGAACUAAAAGGUAUUUGUUACAGUGGUGCCAAAGCCUAAUCUCGCCUCUGGCCGAGAUUGUCCAAAACCUCGCUGGCAUCCACCAGAUGCAACAUCAGGCCCUCCUGAACAGGGGGUACUCCAGCAGUGACCCCGUCCAUGCCUGCUGUGCCUUAAAUCACGCUGGCAAAAAUGGGACCACAGGAUGACCCCGAAGCCUUAUAGAACUGUUUGAACAUGCCACGGAGGGAUCAGGGUGGUCCUAAGGCGGUCUGUCUGUUGCCGCUGUUGUCAGGGGAGGCUCAGCUGGCAGCACAACAGCUACCUGUCGCGAGCCUGCUGGAGUACUCAGACCUGAAACGAGCCAUCCUGCAAAGGGUUGGCCGCAACCCCAAACAUCACCAUCAGAGCUUCCGGGUGCUGACAUUUGGGGAGUCCGGCAGCCCGUUUGCCUUCGCCUAUCAGCUCCGUGACGCCUUUCGGGGGUGAUUGCUGGCUGAGGACCACAGCGCCGAUGGAGUCGUAAACCUGGUGGUGCUGGAGCAAUUUGUCGACCGUCUGCCAAAGGGAACAGCAGAGUGGGUCCAGUGUCACCAUCCGGCAUCGCUGGAGAAGGCCGUCCAGCUGGCCGAGGACCACUUGGUAGCGCAUCUGGGAGAUGGCGAUUAUUUUUUUCUAUCUGUCUCUGUCUCUUUCCCUCUCUCUCUUCCCCUUCCCAUAUUGUUCCUAUCCCUACCCCCAGCGAUGGGGGUUCAAUUUCCCUAAGCCGGCUCCCUGGACCCAGGGGGUUUCUAUUGCCCUGAACCCCUUUGUUCCCUAUCUGUCACUCACUCGACGUUGGUGUCGAUGUAGUGACACUAGGGGUCACUCUUGGGAGCCCGAGACACCUCUGGUCUUUGAUAAAAGGCCAAUGAAAAUUGGCGAGUGGUAUUUGCAUGCCACUCCCCCGAACAUACGGGUAUAAAAGGAGCUGGUAUGCAACCACUCAUUCAGAUUUUCUCUUCGGAGCCGAACGGUCAUGCUCACUUAGCUGAAUACUACUGUUCAUUCACCUCUGCUGGAUCUGACGGCGCAUUUCAGCGGCUUCUCCCUCCUCUGCACUGGUGCACUGCAGAGAAUGCCCCUGGGCGCUUUGGCAGAAAACUAGAGAGUAUAUUUUCUGAAAGAGCAUUUUUCCCCUCUAAAAGAGUAUAUAUUUCUCUAAAAGAGCGCACACACGGAACGUCUUUUUAAAGACGUGUCUUUUUAAAGAUGCUUUUCCGAUUGUGUGUUAUUCCUGGUUGUGCUCGUUAUCUCUCGCCUUCUAAUGGUCACGAUCACUGUCUUUCGUGUCUGGGCACUGCUAACGAGGAGACAGCGUUCGUGGAUGGUCAUGUUCUCAUUGCGAGAAUAUGUCCAUGGCAACGUUGCGGUCGCGGCUCGCCUUUGUAAGAAAGCAAGCCACCCCAGAGGCUCCCACCUCGGUCCUUUUACCCACGGGUUUGAGGCCAGCGCGGCUAGCACUGGGGGCGAUUUGGGGACCCCAAUGGGACCGCCUCAGCCGGGUAUCCCCCCGUGGACCUCCCAUUCCCCAGCACGCUCGUCUGCCCCGAUCUGGCUUCCGGGUGAGUCCGCCGGCUCGUCUCACGGCGAGUUCGACCUUUUAUUCGGAGCCCGCGAAAGUGAUGAGCUCUCGAGCGCAGCAUCGGAGAGCGGGCUCGUCCAGUCGGAAGCCAGAGCUGGGCUCCUCCCUUCGGGGUCGAUCGCCCAGUCACAGGCUGACGCGGAGAUGACGACAUGCUUUCCCGAGCGCCGCUCAAAGCCACGCCCCGUUCCUUUCUUCCCGGAAGUGCAUGAAGAGCUGACAAGGUCGCGGGAGGCACUUUUUACUGCCCGGUCCCAAUCUUUUCAGCUUCCCCGCUCUCACUACCCUCGAUGGUGAGGCGGCCAAGGGUUAUUCGGCAAUCCCCCGGUGGAUAAAGGCGCUCGCGGUGCACCUAUGCCCGCAGAGCGCCGCCACCUGGCGCGGGUGCCCAAAGCCCCAGUCCAAGGCCUGUAGGUUUAUGUCGUCUCUGACGCCCAAGGCCUACGGUGCCGCUGGACAAGCCGCCUCCGCCCUGCACGCCAUGGCUCUCCUGCAAGUCCGCCAAGGCACUAAAGGAAUUGCACGAGGGUAGUUCCGCCCCGGGAUUGAUGCAGGAACUGCGCUCAGCGACCGACCUCGCUCUCCGAGCGACGGAGGUCACGGUGCGGUCUCUCGGGCGGACGAUGGCCACACUAGUGGUCCAGGAGCGCCACCUUUGGCUCAACCUGGUCGAGAUGGGUGAGGCCGACAAGACACGAUUCCUUGCUGCCCCCAUUUCCCAGGCGGGCCUAUUCGGCGACACCGUCGAGGACUUUGCCCAGCAGUUCUCGAUGGUAGAGCAGUAGAUGGAUGCUAGCCGGCAUAUCCUGCCCCGGCGCGGCUCAAGAUCCCGCACCCCAUCUACUCAUCGCCAAGGGCGUCCCCCUGCGGUGACUGCACCGGCUUCGCCGCAGCCCGCCCCUUCAGCCUGGCCCCGGCGUGGAGCCCACCGCAGGAAGCAGACGCCACCCGUCUCGCGGCCGCCCAGAACCCGUGAAAGGCUUCAAAGCGCCCUUGAGACGGGCGACCCAGGGACAACGAAACCCGCUGCUCUGGAGCUGGUAAGCAGAUCUUCAUCUUUUUGUUACCUUUUGCAUUUAAUUGCGCUGCAUGCCCAAGUGGCUGCAGUACUCAAGAGCUCAGCAAAAGUGGUUUCCUUGUUCCCUGGGUCACGUAUCCGGUGUGUACGGCUGGCAUCACGACCACCGUCCACCACUCCAUUUGGCAGGUUGGUGCUCCAGCGGUGGUCUCCCGCCCUAAGCACCCAGCUGUGGCACAAAUCCGCCCCCGAUGUGACAGUCUCCACGGGUCACGAGGACAGGCCUCUUCCUCCCCCGUCCCAGGCUGUUCCGGGGGUGGUCACAAGGAGCCAGGUAAGUGCUUCGAUGUCCUCGGACUCAGCACGGCCACGGCGUGGUGUGGCACCUCGAGCUCCGCCCCGCCGUGAGGCCCCACCUGCCCGUACAUCCGAUGACAUUGUCCCUUUGGUCCCCCUUGCGCGGAACUUGGAUGCACGGCUUGCGCCUUCCAGUCGGUCACGAGGGCUGGUCCGGACCGUCCGACUCGGCUGCGCGAUUCACUUCGCUGGGCAUCCGCCCAGGUUCAGCAGUGUCCACUUCACCUUGGUGAAAGACGAAAGCGCUGCUACCUUGCGCGGAGAUCGCUACCCUCCUAUGGAAGGACGCGAUAGAACCUGUCCCUCCAGCCGAGAUGAAGAAAGGGUUUUACAGCCCCUACUUCAUUGUACCAAAAAAAGGCGGUGGGUUGCGGCCAAUCUUGGACCUGCGAGUACUGAACCAGGCUUUACACAGACUCCCGUUCAAGAUGCUGACGCAAAGACGCAUUCUAGCGAGCGUCCGGCAUCAAGAUUGGUUCGUGGCGGUAGACCGAAGGAUGCGUACUUUCACGUCUCGAUCCUUCCUCGACACAGACCCUUCCUGCGGUUCGCGUUCGAGGGUCAGGCGUAUCAGUACAAGUCCUCCCUUUCGGCCUGUCCCUGUCUCCUCGCGUCUUUACGAAGAUCGCAGAGGCUGCCCUUGCCCCGUUAAGGGAGGUGGGCAUUCGCAUUCUCAACUAUCUCGACGACUGGCUAAUCUUAGCUCACUCUCGAGACGUGUUAUGCGCACACAGGGACCUGGUGCCCUCACACCUCAGCCGACUAAAUCUCUUUUCUCGGUUUGGAGUUGGACUCAGUCUCUUUGACAGUGCACCUUGCGAACGAGCACGCCCAGUCGGUGCUGGCCUGUUUGAAGGUGUUCAAACAGAAAACAGCGGUUCCACUGAAACUUUUUCAGAGGCUCCUGGGUCAUAUGGCAUCCUCGGCGGUGGCCACCCCACUCGGGUUGAUGCAUAUGUGGCCGCUUCAGCACUGGCUCCAGACUCGAGUCCCGAGACGGGCAUGGCGCCAUGGGACACACCGCGUGGCCAUUACGUCGGUCUGUCACCGUCUUUUCAGCCCUUGGACCGACCUCUCGUUUCUACGAGCUCUGGUCUCCAGGCGCGUCGUGGUCAUGACAGAUGCCUCCAAAAUGGGCUGGGGCGCUGUUGGCAACGGGCACGCAGCCGCCGGCCUCUGGAUGGGUCCACGGCUGUGUUGGCACAUCAACUGCCUCGAGUUACUGGCAAUUCUGCUCGCCCUGCGGAGGUUCCGGCCGUUGAUCCAGGGUAAGCACAUGCUAGUUCGGACAGACAGCACGGCAGCGGUAGCAUAUGUCAACCACCAAGGCGGUCUGCGCUCCCACUGUAUGUCACAACUCGCCCGCCGUCUCCUCCAACGGAGUCAGCAGCACCUCAAGUCGCUACAACCAAUCACAUCCUGGGCAACCUCAACACUUCAGCAGACGCGCCAUCACAACAGGUUACCCUCAAGGGAGAGUGGAGACUCCACCUUCAGGUGGUCCAGCUGAUUUGGAGUCGAUUCAGGUGCACCUGUUCGCCUCCCAAGAAUCCUCCCCACUGCCCGCUCUGGUACGCCCUGACCGAGGCCUUCCUCGGCAUAGACGCGCUGGCACACAGCUGGUCCCCUGGCAUUCGCAAAUAUGCAUUUUUCCCCCAGUGAGCCUGCUUACACAGACCCUGUGCAAGGUCAGGGAGGACGAGGAGAAGGUCGUCCUGGUAAGCACCCUACUGGCCCACCCAGACGUGGUGCUCAGACCUCACGCUCCUCGCGACAGCUCCCCCCGGGCAAAUUCCCCUGAGGAAGGACCUUCUUUCUCAGGGAAGGGGCACCAUCCGGCACCCGCGCCCAGACCUCUGGAAUCUCCAUGUCUGGCCCCUGGACGGGACGCGGAAGACCUAAGCUGUCUCCCACCUGAGAUGGUAGACACGUUCACUCAGGCUAGGGCUCCCUCUACGAGGCGCCUGUAUGCCUUUUAAGUGGCGUCUGUUCGCUAAGUGGUGUUCUUCCUGUCGGGAAGACCCCCAGAGAUGCACAGUCAGAUCAGUGCUUUCCUUCCUGCAAGAGAGGUUGGAAGGGAGGCUGUCCCCUUCCACCUUGAAGGUGUACGUUGCUGCCAUAGCAGCACACCACGAUGCAGUCGAUGGUAAGUCCUUAGGGAAGCAUGAUCUGAUCAUCAGGUUCCUAAGUGGCGCCAGGAGGCUGAAUCCCUCCAGGCCACGCCUCGUUCCCUCAUCGGACCCCUGUAGUUUUUCAGGGUCUACAGAGAGCCCCCUUUGAGCUUUGCAGUCAGCCGAGCUUAAGGCACUCUCCUUGAAGACUGCCCUCCUGACUGCGCUCACUUCCAUCAAGAGGGUAGGUGACCUGCAAGCGUUCUCUGUCAGCGAAACGUGCCUGGAGUUUGGUCCGGGCUAUUCUCACGUGAUCCUGAGACCCCGACCGGGCUAUGUGCCCAAGGUUCCCACCACUCCUUUUAGGGACCAGGUGGUGAACCUGCAAGCACUGCCCCAGGAGGAGGCAGACCCAUCCCUGUUGUUGCUGUGUCCGGUGCGCGCUUUACGCAUCUAUUUGGAUUGCAUGCAGAACUUUAGAGUCGCUGAGCAGCUCUUUGUCUGCUUUGGUGCACAGCGGAAAGGAAGCGCUGUCUCCAAGCAGAGGAUCGCCCACUGGCUCAUUGACGCCAUAACUAUGGCAUAUCUUGCCCAAAACAUGUCGCCCCCGGUAGGGCUACGAGCCCAUUUUACCCGUGGUGUAGCGGCUUCUUGGGCCCUGGCCAGAGGUGUGUCUCUAACAGACAUUUGCAGAGCAGCGGGCUGGGCAACACCCAACAACUUUGUAAGGUUCUACAACCUCCGGGUGGAACCGGUUUUGUCCCAGGUAGUGGCACGCAACACAAGCGGAUAAGCCCGGGAUAGCCGGCUGGGUGUAUCGCUUGCACAUAGCACCUUCCACCUCCUUUUGAGCUGAAGACGUGCGCUGUUAAUUCCCAGUAGUGUUCACAAAAGUUGUUCCCUGGUUGACUUCCUCCGAGCCCUGUGACAGUCAAGUUUUCGGAGAGACUCGCUGCCGGCCCAGUACACGUGCUAAUUAAGAGCCCGGUUCUGGGGUAGGUGCUCCGCAUGUGGCGGUUCCCUGUAAGGCUAACCCCAUGCGAUCUAUAUCUUCCGCUAAUUCGUUUCCCUGCUGGCAAACUGCGUCUUCCUUGGGCAGAGCCCCUCUGCCCCUGUCUCCAUGUUGUAGUAACUCCUCCCCCAUUGGGCAGGAUCUACCUUGAAGGCUCUCCACAUGGUUGGAAAGACCAUGUGAUGUAUUCUUCCACGUAAAUAUCCCCCCCUCUCUUGGGGUGAGGUGUGGUCUCCGCGGUGUCCUCCCCUUGGGAGGGACACCCCCCGACUAGACCUGGCGGCCCAGUCGGAUAAUCCCCCUUCUUUUUUAGGGAGUGGAAAAAGAGAAGGGGAAAGAGGCCACGACUGGGUUAAGCCUGUCUCUAUCUCUGGGUAAUCUACUUGUCCCCAAAAAGGGCCGUUCGACACUCAUAACUGUGUUGGGGGAGGUUACGUGUCGACCUGGUGUGCUGGCUAUGAGGCACACAGCAAGUCUGCCCACCACACACCGCCAGUUCACGUAACACAGUUCAGCCUUGUGGCGUUUUGUAUAGGGACCCCUAGUGUCACUACAUCGACACCAACGUCGAGUGAGUGACAGAUAGGGAACGUCAUGGUUACCACAACGCUGAACUACCCGCUGAAAUGGCCGGACCUUAUAUCGGCUCCUCAGCGUAAAACCUGAAUGAGUGGUUGCAUACCAGCUCCUUUUAUACCCGUAUCUGCGGGGGAGUGGCAUGCAAAUACCACUCGCCAAUUUUCAUUGGCCUUUUAUCAAAGACCAGAGGUGUCUCGGGCUCCCAAGAGUGACCCCUAGUGUCACUACAUCGACACCAACGUCUCGUUCCCUCCAUCAGGGAACGGAGGUUACACCAGUAACCAUGACGUUUCUGUUCCCCCUCCCCACCAAGUUGGUAAAUCUAGGGCCGCAGAUGUGGAGGUAAUGUCUGAGCCGGUGUGCUGGCACUGCAAAAAACCAGGACACAUUCAGGAUCAAUGCCCGGUGAUGGAUGUGGGGCCGUGAGUCCAGGUUUUCGAUGCAUCACAAGCCGCCCCUGAUUGAGCAGGGACGUACCGCAUACCAGUGAGUAUCCAAGGGGGUACAUACCAAGCCUUGGUGGAUUCAGGUUGUAAUCAGACUUCGAUUCACAAAAGCUUGGUUCAAGGUGUGCGGAUGGGUCCUGCAGUACGGUAAUUCGGUGUGGGAUUUGUGCAGCGCUGGCUGGGGAGGCGUUUCCUGAGCAGUCGAUGUCAUCUCCACGUCAGGGAAACCCGGAGGAAAGUGAGGGCUCCACCCCUUCAGUCAUCCGGGAAAACUCCAUAGGGGAUUUCCCUCUGCCAUAGGGUAUUUCCCUCUGGAGCAGACAAGGGACGAGUCUCUCAGGCACACCUUUGACCAAGUGAGAGUAAUUGAUGGUCAAAAGCUUCAGCCCAGUGUUGCGCUUCCCUAUCCAUACUUUUCAAUUAUUAAAGUUAGGUUGUAUCGAGUUAAGCAGGAUGCUCUAACAAAAGCAGAUACAACCCAGUUGUUAAUUCUGACUCGAUGGCAGGACAUUAAGAGCAGGAUAAGACAGUGUGCUGUCUCAUGGACUGUUUUUAUUGGCCGGGCAUUCGUGGAGAUGUACGCAUGUGGUGUGCUGCAUGUCGCGAAUGUCAGUUGGUGAAUCCACCGGCCACUCCAAAAACACCAUUGCGCCCUCUUCUGUUGAUCAAGUUCCUCUUCGAAAGAAUUGGCAUGGACCUCAUUGGGCAUUAGAACGGACAACACGGGGAAUCACUUUGUAUUAGUCUUGGUGGAUUAUGCAAUGCGAUACCCUGAAGCAGUGGCCCUGUGCAACAUUUCAGCACGCAGUGUUGCGGAGGCACUCUUCAAAACUAUCUCCUGAGUUGGGAUUCCGAAAGAGAUCCUUACUGAUCAGGGCACCUUGUUUAUGUCACGUACACUACGCAAACUGUAUGAACUAUUUGGGAUUAAGUUGAUCCGCACCAGCGUUUACCAUCCUCAAAUGGAUAGCCUGGUCGAACGAUUUAAUAGGACCCUUAAAAACAUGGUUCGGAAGUUUGUAUAUGAAGACGCACAAAAUUGGGAUAAGUGGCUAGAAUCCCUGUUAAUUUCAGGGAUCUCCACAGGGUUUCCUCCUUUGAAUUAAUUUACGGCCGCAAGCCUCGGGGCAUCCUAGAUAUUCUGAGGAAAAUUGGGAGGAGGGACCUUCAGAGAGUAAGAAUUAAAUUCAAUACGUUCUGGACCUGAGAGCAAAACUCCACACAUUGUGGCAACUAAUACAGGAGAAUUUGCUCCAGGAACGGCAGUCCUGGCUCUAUAACAGGGGCACAGCAACGGGAAUUUUCACAUGGAGAUAAGGUCCUUGUGUUAUUACCCACAUCGAGCUCUAAAUUGUUAGCCAAGUGGCAAGGGCCUUUUGUGGUCACACGGCGAGUUGGGGAAGUCAACUAUGAGGUAAUACGGAUGAAUCUCCUAAAACCAUGGAGUGAGGUGGCACUCGUGGCUUUGGCGAAUGUUGUCUCAGAGAGAGCGGAGUUAGGUCCGGAGUUGGCAUCAAAAAAACACCCAUCAAACCACCCCAGUACCCUGUGGGGACCACCUCUCACCGUCCCAAGUCAUUGAGGUUGACAGGUUGCAGAAGGAGUUUUCCGACGUGUUUUUCUGAUGGUCGUAUGAACCUCAUAGAACACCACAUUUAGACAACCCCAAGGGUGGUGGUACAUUCCCACCCCUAUCGGUUACCGGAACACAAGAAAAAAGUGGUCCAGGAGAACUUGCCAUCCAUGCUUGAUAUGGGAAUAAUUGAGGAGUCCCAAAGUAACUGGGCCAGCCUGGUGGUUCUGGUACCGAAGUCCGACGGGUCGGUCCGGUUUUGUGUGGACAAUUGAGAAGUUAACACGGAGUCUAGUUUUGAUGCUUACCCAAUGCCUCGCAUUGACGAACUACUCAAUCGGUUAGGUGCGGCUUGCUUUUAUUAGACACUGGAUUUAACAAAGGGAUUCUGGCAGAUCCCCUUGACUCCCGUGUCCUGAGAAAAAACUGCUUUUUCCACUCCGUUUGCCUCACACCAAUUUGUUACCCUUCAGUUUGGUUUGUUUGGGUCCUGGCUAUGUUUCAGUGACUCAUGGACAAAAUUCUCCACCUGCACGCUGCAAAUGCCCCUGCCUACCUGGAUGAUAUAAUUAUUUAUAGCAAUAAUUGGCAGUGACAUAUCCAGCAUCUGAGGGCUGUCCUGAGAUCGCUGAGAUGGGUGGGACUCACAGCGAACCCGAGGAAGUGUGCAAUUGGACAGUUGAAAAUACGGUAUCUGGGUUUCCACUAGGGUCAUGGACAAGUGCAUCCCCAAAUUGACAAGACAGUAACUAUUGCGGUUUGUCCGAGACCCAAGACCAAAAAGGAGGUGAGACAGUUCCUGGGGUUGGCUGGCUAUUAUCGUAGGUUUGUUUCUAACUAUUCGACUGUCACCAGCCCGCUGACUGAUCUUACUAAAAAGGGAGCUCCAGAUCCAGUCCAGUGGACGGAGCUGUGCCAACAGGCUUUUACUCAAGUGAAAGCUACAUUUUGUGGCGGACCACUUCUACACUCUCCUGAUUUCUCACUCCCUUUUGUUUUAAAGAUCGACGCGUCGGACAGGGGGUUGGGAGCCGUGUUGUCCCAGGUGGUCGAGGGGCAGGUGUACAUCAGCUGGAAACUUGGUAAGAGAGUCAAGGUACAGCACCACUGAGAAGGAAUGUCUGGCCAUCAAGUGAGUAGUCCUUACCCUUCAGUAUUACCUCCUGUGACGGGAUUUCACCCUCUGUUUGGACCAUGCCCCACUCCAGUGGCUCCAUCGCAUGAAGGAUCCAUGAAGGAUACCAACGCGCGGAUCACCCAUUGGUAUCUAGCUCUUCAGCCGUUUAAGUUCGAGGUGCUCCAUAGACCGGGGACACAGAUGGCUGUCACAGGCUUCCUCUCUCGAAAUGGGGGGGGAGUAGCGGGCUGGCUGGUUGGCUUCCCUGCCUGAGUCAGGCGAUGGGGGUAUGUGGAGGUGGGAGUGUUAAGGAGUUACACCUGUGGGCAAUUUUACUAACAGCUGUUCUGUGUUGCAGUGAGAGGCAGAGAGAUAAAAGGGAGCUGAGGGCCACAGAGGAGAGAGGAGUGACAUGCGCCGUUCUGUGUCCCAAUGACACCACAGUGACUGCUCGAAUCUCUGCCUGCCUGGCAAACAUCUCGGCCUGGAUGAAGGAACACCACCUGCAACUCAACUCAGCUAAGACCGAACUCCUUGUCUUUCCAGCCAACCCUGCUGUUGAACACAACAUCACCGUGCAGCUGGGUGCAACUACAGUAACAACUUCCAAAACAGUCAGAAAUCUAGGGGUAAACAUCGAUAACAAACUAAAUUUCACAGACCACAUCUCAAAGACCGCAAGAUCAUGUAGAUUUACACUCUACAAUAUCAGGAAGAUAAGACCCUUCCUCUCUGAACAUGCCACAAAUCUGCUUGUUCAAUCACUUGUCAUAACUAGACUAGACUACUCAUUGCAGGCCUCCCUGCAUGUGCAAUUAGACCCCUGCAAAUGAUCCAGAAUGCAGCAGCACAUCUGGUAUUUAAUCAACCAAAGAGAGUGCAUGUUACACCACUCCUUGUCUCUCUCCACUGGCCGCCGGUUAAUGCACGUAUCAAAUUCAAGGCUCUGAUGCUGGCAUACAGAACAGUCACUGGUUCUGCUCCAGCAUACCUAAAAUCAUUUCUGCAGAGCUACGCGCCCACUAGAAGCCUGCAGUUGGCUAAAGAACGUUGCCUUGUUGUGCCAACACAAUAUUCGGAUGGCACCAGCCCACUGACUGAUCUCAUCGAAGAGGGAGCACCAAGGGUCUGGGUAGCUCAGCGUGUAUUGACACAGACUACCACCCCUGUAGUCGCAAGUUCGAAUCCAGGGCAUGCUGAGUGACUCCAGCCAGGUCUCCUAAGCAACCAAAUUGGCCCAGUUGCUAGGGAGGGUUGAGUCACAUGGGGUAACCUCCUCGUGGUUGCUAUAAUAUGUGGUUCUCGCUCUCGGUGGGGCACGUGGUGAGUUGUGCAUGGGUGCCAGUGGCAGGCCGGAUGGUUCCCCGGCCUGAGUUGGGCAGUGGGGGUAUGUGGAGGUGGGGGUGUGAGGUCCGGGAACCUGUUUGUGUUCCCAGUGAGCCAUGACAUGGAAAUAAAAGGGGAGGAGAUAGCGGCAGAGAGAGAGAGAACCAGAAACCAGUUCUGUUGAAAAGCAAACAUUGAGUGUGUAAUAAAUACUGAAAUGUAUCAAAAUAAAAGACUAUCUUUGGAACGAGACACAUCAUCUCCCACUUCCUCUUUCCGAGAACUAAAAGGGAUUUGUUACACCACUGUUGUCAGAUGUUCUUAAAUCGUAAUCUUGACCAACUGCUUUGGAGAUUUUGGUCUUUACCCAUUCUAGUAGAUAGGAGCUGUACUUUUAUGCCACUUGUAUCCUUAGAAAAUAGUGGCCCAGAUUGUUCCAAAGAUGGCGGCUGAGUGGACUGAUUUGUUUUGAAAGGGACUUUGAGUGAGCCCUGUAUCCAACCACUAUCUUAUUUUUCCCAUUCA
Molecule: messenger RNA, 13099 nt
Organism: Myxocyprinus asiaticus (Chinese sucker)
Lineage: Eukaryota; Metazoa; Chordata; Actinopteri; Cypriniformes; Catostomidae
Exons: 2
Coding region: 3821-5062 (413 amino acids)
Source: RefSeq, a predicted model, not a curated record